AUGGCGGAGGAGGAUUUCCCGGCGGAGGAGUGCCCAAUAUGCAUGGGCGCCCUCGUCGACCCAUGCCGCACGCGAUGCGGGCACAUCUUUUGCAGCGAAUGCCUCAAGCAGUCCUUCCCGGCAGAGACAGCAGCCGGCAGAUGCCCGCUGUGCCGCGGCGCUAUCUCGCUCUUCUCGACAGUGUCGAUCGCCACAGAAUCUGCGCUCCGCCCGCCCGCCGUCUCCACCAUCUUUGGCACCACCUUCCUCCAGGGCGGAAGACCUGGCGUCGCCUCGUAUCACUUUGAGGUGCCGCCUGCCACGCUCUGA
Messenger RNA from Emiliania huxleyi CCMP1516, 309 nucleotides. RefSeq lists its product as hypothetical. Bases 1 to 309 code for a protein of 102 amino acids. NCBI's taxonomy places the organism in Eukaryota, Haptophyta, Isochrysidales, Noelaerhabdaceae. The transcript has 2 exons. The record is from RefSeq and is a predicted model, not a curated record.